AUGCACUGUGGGUGCCUGCCAUCUGCCAUAAACACCAACUCAACUCGAACACGGCGCCGGAAUUUAAAGCCAUGUUUGUUUAUAUAUACCCUCACUCCGUCCCUCACCCUUUCCUUAAUCACCACCCCUUCAUUUCCCAUCCCAACCACCGUUUCUCGAAGGGUUUUAAGAAUGAUGAACUGCUUGCCAUUAUGGCCAGAACCCGUUGUCCGAGUUCAACAUUUGUCAGACAGUGGAAUACGUGUAAUACCAGAACGCUACGUGAAAAAACCCUCUGAAAGGCCAUCAAUUUCUGAAUCAAUCGACAAAGAGAUCAAUAUCCCAGUUAUUGAUUUACAAAACUUGUAUUCCUCCAACGAAUCCCUUCGCAGGAAAACUGCCGACCUCAUCUCCGCCGCCUGCCGUGAAUGGGGCUUCUUCCAGGUGGUGAACCACGGCGUUAGCCACCAGUUAAUGGCGGAGACACGGGAGGUGUGGCGACAGUUCUUUCAACUCCCUCUUGAACUAAAACAACAGUAUGCGAAUUCACCGGCUACAUAUGAAGGCUAUGGCAGUCGAACUGGGAUCGGAAAGGACAUUUCACUAGAUUGGGGUGACUAUUUUUUCCUUCACUACCUUCCCAUGUCACUAAAGGACCAGAACAAGUGGCCAAGUUUACCAGAUUCAUGCAGGGAAUUAGUUGAGGAGUACGGUGAAGAAGUGGUUAAACUUGGGGGAAAACUGAUGAAGAUUUUUUCAGUAACACUAGGAUUGAGUGAAAAUCAUUUGGAACAAGCUUUUGGUGGGGAAAUUGGUGCAUGUAUUAGGGCAAAUUAUUACCCAAAGUGUCCACAACCGGAUCUUACUUUGGGUAUUUCACCACAUUCGGACCCGGGUGGCAUGACCCUCCUUUUACCCGAUGAAAAUGUACUGGGGCUCCAAGUCCGACAUGACAAUAACUGGAUCACAGUUAAACCAGUUCCUAAUGCUUUCGUUAUCAAUAUUGGUGAUCAAAUUCAGGUGCUGACUAACGCGACUUACAAAAGCGUGGAGCAUCGAGUGAUGGUGAAUUCAGCUAAAGAGAGAGUGUCCCUUGCUCUCUUCUACAAUCCAAGAAGUGACACACUCAUCAAACCUGUGGAGGAGCUAGUUACAGAAGAGAAGCCAGCACUGUAUUCACCAAUGACAUUUGAUGAAUAUAGAGUUUAUGUUAGGACAAAGGGCCUUUGUGGGAAGUCACAAGUUGAAUCAUUAAAAUCCCCAAAAUAA
This is a messenger RNA of Fraxinus pennsylvanica, 1248 nucleotides long. The record is from the annotation of a GenBank genome assembly. Lineage: Eukaryota; Viridiplantae; Streptophyta; Magnoliopsida; Lamiales; Oleaceae.